AUGCUGGCCCUGGCUCACCCUCUCUCAUCCCUGCUAUGCCCCUGCAGCGGCCCCGGUCCAGCUGCGAGCUCUGGUCUUUUCCUCCGUCCACUACCCACCUCUCCCCUGCCUGUCAUUCCCGUCAAACCCUCUCGACUUCUCCAGGGACACACACACACACACACGCAACCAAUGCCGCAAUUCCAGGGAGAAACAUUCCUGUGGCCUACGCAACACCAAGAGCUUGACUGCUUUCAGAUGACGCUGGCGCCGUUUCGACUCCAUCGCCGUUUGCAGACAUCCUCACUGGCUUUUAUUCCAUCCGCCCGAAGCCGUGUCUCUGACUAUCCUCUAGCGCCUCUUCUACCGUCCGCUUCUUUGAUGUCCUCGUCGGCUUUCGUUGUCAACUCAUACGCCAUCCGCACUUUCCCAUCAGAUUGA
Molecule: messenger RNA, 420 nt
Organism: Colletotrichum lupini
Lineage: Eukaryota; Fungi; Ascomycota; Sordariomycetes; Glomerellales; Glomerellaceae
Exons: 2
Coding region: 1-420 (139 amino acids)
Source: RefSeq, a predicted model, not a curated record